AAACAUGCUGCAUGCUCUUGUAUUCUGUGUACAGCCUGGGGCAAGCCUCUGAAGACCUGUUCUGACUGCUCUUCGGUCCUUCCAGAGUAACAGUGCUCAACCAGUUCGCACUGCUGGGGCAAGGCGGGGGAGUUGAUGUUUAAAGUUUGGUUACAAUCGUUGCCAUUUAUCAAUUCUUCUACAAUGAAGUAACCUCAAAAUAAUGGAAGUUGUUUUAUAGGCUUAGAGAGUCCUCUGUUUUCUUCAGGACUGAAGGUGGGGUUGAGGGAUGCCCUUGUUCGAUGCCAGAUGGCUGAUUUACGUCCAGAUCUUCCUGGUACAGCAGAAUGUACAGGCCUUCUAAUGUCCGAUUCUUGGAACAUGAAAAGGUUUUGUUUGAAACUGUAAAUAUGUUUGUGCCUUAAAAGAAUGGGGAGAGAAGGGAAAGGAAGUCUGGAGUGGAAAUCUGUGACCCGCUGUUUUUCAGGGUGAAGGCCCUCAGAUAGCCAGGCAUGAACUCGAUGUAAUCGGGAAAUAACUUUCCGAGGCAACAGCCUCUACCCCCGGAUUUGGGUAUUCCUGUAUUUUUCCCUCUUCCUCUCCUUUCGUUCUGAGGCUUCCCAGCAUGAGCUCCCAGGAGACAGAGGCUGGAGAAGAUUCUUGCUAGCCACACGUUUGUGUAUUUUGUUCCUUAAAAGGUGGGGUGUUUUUGCAUGUCGUAGCUGUAUGUGCAUGUAGAGCUGCUUGAUUUUUGUCAUUACUUUUUGGGGAUGGCACUGGGGCCGUUAAAUCGUCGGUGAACUAUUUUACUGAGUACCUCAGCCAGUGCCGUGAAAUCACAGUGUCCUUCCUCUUGUGCUGCAGCUCGUUGUGAAAUACCUGCCAUUCUGGAGGCUUUGACGAGGAAAGGAUAACAUACACGGCGUAGAAACAUGCACCUUUUUCUUUGUGUUCUGAUCUUCUGGUUUCAGAGGAGGAGAGCUUGGGACGGAGGGUUUCUUGUGAGAUCAAAUGUAAAAAAUGUUCUUCAAAGAAACAACUAUGGCAUCUUGUGCCAGAACUUAAGUUAUUUCCUGAAAAGAAUUUUUUUAGAAGUAUUGGAAUCCAAAGCAAAGAAAUAAGCAUGCAUAAAACCACAAUCUCCCUUUCACUGUCUAUAUCUAUAAAUAUAAAUAUUUAUAUAUAUAUAUAAAACUAACAUUUACUAGAGGUUUUUUUACCCUCUCAGAUAAGAGCUUCUUGGCUGUUUUUUAGCAGGUUGAUCUCUGCCUGAGGAAACAUGAAAAGGGAGUCUCUUUGAAUACAAACAUGGCUCAAAUAUUUUGUAUUUUACCGGACUCUGCAGGAAUGAAAUGCCCAGACUUAGAGACUGGCAGGAGGGAGGUUUCUCGGCAUGUUUGUGUGCUAGAACUGUACCUGGGGAGCUCAGGAGCCCGAUUUUAGGACUCGUGGAGGAGACGUUUUUAGACGUUUUAUUUGUUGCAGGCAUCCUGUGUGGACAACGUACCUGUGUAUGUGAGGAGAAAGGCUUUUGCAGUAUUUUGUAUUCUUGUUACCUACGGGACGGAGAGGAACUGUUUGUAGUGUUUUUACCCUGUGUUGGAAGAGGCGGCACAAAGGGAUGGGACACGGAUGACAAAGCCAUUGAUUCUUCCUAGGCUACUUUCCAGUGAUCUCUUCAGGUCAAACACUUAAUAAAGGUCUGGGGUGAGGUGAAGAGAGCAGUUAUUUCAUGCUCUGGGAUUAAACUCUCCUCAGACCACCAAAAUCAAGACAGAAAACCUCCCUUUUCUGCUGGACCAGCAGUCCAGCUGCCACCUAGUUGGUGGUGGAAGGGUGUUUAUGGGAGCAGGAGCAUCGUGACUCUCCGUAGUGGAGAUUUUCCGACGUCUGUUGUGUAUCAGUGCCAUUCGCUGGGACGAAUGAUUGACCAAAGCUGCGUUCUUAACACAAACGGAAGCCUCAAUGACUGACGUUCCCAGGCCUUGAUAAACCAAGGCGGUUCGUGCUGAUCCCAGUCAGGUAGCCGAUACCCACAACGUGUACGCUCCCCUGUCAGAGCGCUGUGCAGCAGCUGAUUUGAGUAACUCGGCUCUAAUCCCGCCGCACAGACGUGCUCAGAGCAGCGACACCUUUGCGGAUGACGCGUAUGGAAGGAGCAGAGGCUAUGGGCAGGGUCGAGGGCUGGUGGGGCAGAGCACAGGGAGCUGACCUUCUCGCAGGCUGGGUUUGCUGGUCUGGCCUGGUCACGGUAGGCACAGCAGUGAACUUGGGCUUUGUGCUCUCCAAGAAGACCCGAGAAGGGGUUAGACCUUGCUGCGGGAGAUGAAACCAGACCUAGCAAAGCCUGGGGCACAAACAGUUCUCAGGAUGGUCCCGUCUCGCAGCUGCUCCUGAACCUCCUCGCUGCGGUCACCCGGAUGGAGGUGGAGAACCUCAGCCUGCUUUCACCACGUGCUGGGAGAAGCCAGGCUUGGGAGAAAAUCGCCAUCGCUUCCUUGCUCUUCUGUGGAGGUAACACCCUGGUGUCCUUCGUCACGAGCCUGGAGCUGUCCUCCAUCAGCUGGAAAGAAGAAUGUCCCCGCGUGUCUGACGAGGCGCUGUGGCUUGUCCCCAAGAUUCCCCGGCUCGACAAGUCCUUACUCAUCCGCUUGUUCACAGCAGGGAUUUCACGAGACCCCCUCCGAGCCCCACGAGGACAUUUCUCGGCUGGUGGCCCGCUGGAAGCAGGAGAGCAAGAGCUGUAGGUGACGGUGGGGCUCGCGGAGGUGUGCCUGCCGCCGGGCUGGCUGCUCGGCUCCUGUACCGGAGUCCAGAGGCACCUGUACAAGACCGAGGCGUGUCGGGAAACCUGAUGCCUCACCUCUGCCAAUGUGGAGGCGGAGGGAGGAGGGCCCAAAGACAUGUCCCUUCACGCUCGCAACAGCUGAAAACGGAGAAGGAAACUCGCUAGAGCCUUUUUUUACCAGCGCAGGAGGCCUCGCUGUCCCGCUCUCGCCCCAGAAGCCCUCCCGUACGCCAGUACUCUGGGGGGGUGGCAGUCCCGCACCCGCCGGGCGAUGAACAUCGCAAGGAGAAGAGGCUUUUACAGACAGGAGGUGAACAAAACCAUCUGGGAGCUGCCCAGGAGAUACACGUCUCUCCACCCCGUGGGGUCCGGAGCCUACGGCUCGGUGUGUUCAGCCAUAGACAAGAAGACGGGGGAGAAAGUGGCUAUCAAGAAGCUCUGCCGCCCGUUCCAGUCGGAGAUCUUUGCCAAGAGAGCGUACAGAGAGCUCAUGCUGUUGAAGCACAUGCAACACGAGAACGUCAUUGGGCUGCUUGAUGUCUUCACCUCCGCCGCCUCCUACCAGGGAUUCCAGGACUUCUACCUGGUGAUGCCAUACAUGCGGACAGAUUUACAAAAGAUCAUGGGACAUGAAUUCAGUGAUGAAAAGAUCCAGUACCUGGUCUACCAAAUGCUGAAAGGGCUGAAGUACAUUCAUUCAGCCGGCAUCAUCCACAGGGACCUGAAGCCAGGCAACCUGGCUGUGAACGAAGACUGUCAGCUAAAGAUCUUGGAUUUUGGCUUGGCCAGACACGCUGAUGCUGAAAUGACCGGCUACGUGGUUACGCGCUGGUACAGAGCCCCAGAAGUCAUUCUGAACUGGAUGCAUUACAACCAGACAGUGGAUAUCUGGUCUAUUGGCUGUAUCAUGGCAGAAAUGCUGACCGGGAAAACGCUGUUUAAAGGAAAAGACUACCUAGAUCAACUGACUCAGAUCCUGAAAGUAACGGGGCAUCCAGGGGAAGACUUCGUGGAGAAGCUGGAGGACAAAGCGGCUAAGAGUUAUAUCAAGUCCCUUCCUAAAAUCCCCAAGAAGGAUUUGUCUGUGCUUUUCCCCAAAGCCAAUCCUCAGGCAGUGGACCUGCUUGACAAGAUGUUGCAGCUCGAUGUGGGAAAGCGCCUUACAGCGACGGAGGCGUUGGCUCACCCCUAUUUCGACCAGUUCCGAGACAUCGAGGAGGAGACGGAAGCGCAACAGUCCUAUGAUGACUCUCUGGAACACGAAAAGCUUUCGAUAGAUGAGUGGAGAAAGCAUAUUUACAAGGAGAUCUUGUCCUUCAGUCCCAUUGCACGGAAGGACUCAAAGAAGCGAAGUGGGAUGUCAUUAUAGCGACCGGUGCGGCUGUGGCUGGGAUUCACUUCUCCUGGAUGACGGGUCGGAUUUUGGAUGGCGACGGGUCGGAUUUACUCCACGCUGCCUUGCUGGUGGCCAUCGUUUGGCCUGUGGGACUUCUCUGUGUGCCAACACAAGGAUGACACCGUGCUGUGGGCAUUGGACUUUGUUCUACUAAAGGGGGAAGCACCCCAAACAGUUUUCAACACAAAAGAUAAAUUUAUUCUCAUUGAAACUUUA
Molecule: messenger RNA, 4379 nt
Organism: Gymnogyps californianus (California condor)
Lineage: Eukaryota; Metazoa; Chordata; Aves; Accipitriformes; Cathartidae
Gene: MAPK13
Product: mitogen-activated protein kinase 13
Exons: 15
Coding region: 3039-4136 (365 amino acids)
Biological process (GO): protein phosphorylation; MAPK cascade
Cellular component (GO): nucleus; cytoplasm
Molecular function (GO): ATP binding; MAP kinase activity
Source: RefSeq, a predicted model, not a curated record